ACAAUCAGCCUGGCCAGCCAUGCCCUCGCCGGCCCUCCGAGCAGCACUGGUGGGAGGCAGCAGACUGGAUCAAUGGUUAAGCCAGGGGAAAUCUGUCCCGCCGCAGGUUACUGGAAAGCAGCUUGUUGCAUCAUAGACGUCCACAAAAUGCCUUAUUUUACAAGACUCAUUUUGUUCUUGCUUUGCCUGAUGGUUCUUGCGGAGAGCAGAAAGCCCAAGAGGAAGAAAGGGUCAGGACAGCUGGAAAUGCCCAAGCCAAGUCACCUGUAUAAGAAGAACCUCGACGUGACUAAAAUCCGAAAGGGAAAGCCUCAGCCGCUCCUCAGAGUGGACGACCAUGACUUCACCAUGAGGCCUGCCUUCGGAGGCCCUGCCAUCCCGGUGGGCGUGGACGUGCAGGUGGAGAGUCUGGACAGCAUCUCGGAGGUGGACAUGGACUUCACCAUGACCCUGUACCUGCGGCAUUACUGGAAGGAUGAGAGGCUGGCCUUCCCCAGCACCAGCAACAAGAGCAUGACCUUCGACGGCAGGCUGGUGAAGAAGAUCUGGGUCCCCGACGUCUUCUUUGUCCACUCCAAAAGGUCGUUCACUCACGACACCACCACUGAGAACAUCAUGCUGAGGGUGUUCCCGGAUGGCCACGUGCUGUACAGCAUGAGGAUUACUGUCACUGCCAUGUGCAACAUGGACUUCAGCCACUUUCCCCUGGACUCCCAGACCUGUUCUUUGGAGCUGGAGAGCUAUGCGUACACAGAUGAAGAUCUGAUGCUGUAUUGGAAGAACGGGGAUGAAUCCCUGAAAACGGAUGAGAAGAUCUCCUUGUCCCAGUUUCUGAUUCAGAAAUUUCACACAACGUCCAGACUGGCCUUCUACAGCAGCACAGGCUGGUACAACCGUCUGUACAUCAAUUUCACGCUGCGUCGCCACAUCUUCUUCUUUUUGCUGCAAACCUAUUUCCCCGCCACCCUGAUGGUCAUGCUGUCCUGGGUGUCCUUCUGGAUCGACCGCAGAGCUGUGCCUGCCAGAGUGUCGCUGGGCAUCACAACGGUGCUGACCAUGUCCACCAUCAUCACGGGCGUGAACGCCUCCAUGCCCCGCGUGUCCUACAUCAAGGCCGUGGACAUCUACCUCUGGGUCAGCUUUGUGUUCGUGUUCCUCUCGGUGCUGGAGUACGCGGCCGUCAACUACCUGACCACGGUGCAGGAGUGGAAGGAGCGCAAGCUGCGGGAGAAGUUCCCGUGCGUGUGUGGGAUGCCUCAUUCAAGAACCAUGAUGCUGGAUGGAAGCUACAGUGAGUCUGAGGCCAACAGCCUGGCCGGGUACCCGAGAAGCCAUAUCCUGACGGAAGAAGAGAGGCAAGACAAAAUCGUGGUCCACCUGGCCCUGAGCAGUGAAUCCAACUCCUCCAGGAAGAAGGGGCUUCUGAAGGGCCAGGUGGGUCUGCGAAUCUUCCAGAACACCCACGCCAUCGACAAAUACUCCAGGUUGAUAUUCCCAGCCUCCUACAUAUUUUUCAACUUAAUUUACUGGUCAGUGUUUUCCUAGGGGCUCCAAGGUGUGGCUAGGAGAGGGCAUAGACACGUGCCGGGCUGGGCCUCGACAGGUAUCCUGCGUCACACUUCACAUCUCCCUGGGACCGCCGCCUUCUGCUCUUGUGAGAGAACUGGUUCACAAGAACUCCCCUGCUAUGCCCCCCAGACAUUCUAAGACCCUCAGGAAGCCUCGGAUGCAGGUGUGGAGGGAAGGAGAAAAACGAAGGACAAGCCUUGGGGCAUUCUGGAUUGGAGACAGGAAAGGGGGAGCGAGAAAUCUGCACACCCGUACAACUGGACUAAGUGCCUACCUAGGAAGGAAGAGAGCUCAGGUCCUAAGCAGGAAUGAUUUGGCCUGUAUGAGUUUGGCAGCCUAUGUGAUUUUGCAAUAUUAGGGGAGGUUAUUCAUUCAUCCAUCCAUUCAACCAUGCAUUGCGUACUGAGGCCCCACCCUCUGCCAGGUAUAUUUCUAAGCUGUGCUCAUCCUACACGUGGCAUAACGUAUUCCUGCCCUUCUGCCUCCCUCAACCCUGCUUACUCCACAGACUCAUCCUGUUUGCUGGUGCUCUUACUCCUCCGUCUGUCUAGAAAAGCAUUUCCAGUCUCCUGUGAGGCCCUCAUGAAGCCAGCAGAAUGCUUCUUUCCUGGAAUCUCCAUGCAGGGCAAGCCUAGGGCUUGGGAGAAGGGCAGAACUUGAGAAUUAGUGAGAGAACUUGGUCUUGGAGAGGAAAGGGAUGUGGUUCUUCUCUGCUUCUGGCUCUUCCCUUCCUGCCCCAGAAUAAUGUCCUCAAUAAUCCCUGCACCGAAGUCUUGGCCCUUCCUACUCUAACCAGAAGUGCCCACACUCCAGAAUGAUCUCUUUCUUACUCCUGCAAGUUAGUGACCCCUUCCACUGAGGCAGCUAAGCUCAGAGUGAGGAAAGCAAUCUGGUUAUUGAGUCUACACUAAGUUGUGACCAGCCGUUUCUCUUUACCCAGUUUUAGGUGAUUGUUAGGUUAACUUAGUGACUCUUUCAUUAGUGGAAUUUCGAGGAGGGAGGAGGGGCAUGUGCAAUAUACAUAACCUUUACACUUGUACCCCAUA
This is a messenger RNA of Microcebus murinus (gray mouse lemur), 2615 nucleotides long. RefSeq names its product gamma-aminobutyric acid type A receptor subunit rho2 (gene GABRR2). The record is from RefSeq and is a predicted model, not a curated record. NCBI's taxonomy places the organism in Eukaryota, Metazoa, Chordata, Mammalia, Primates, Cheirogaleidae. Gene Ontology annotation, cellular component: membrane. Gene Ontology annotation, biological process: monoatomic ion transmembrane transport. Gene Ontology annotation, molecular function: GABA-A receptor activity; extracellular ligand-gated monoatomic ion channel activity.